Molecule: messenger RNA, 3813 nt
Organism: Dreissena polymorpha
Lineage: Eukaryota; Metazoa; Mollusca; Bivalvia; Myida; Dreissenidae
Exons: 6
Coding region: 265-2022 (585 amino acids)
Molecular function (GO): protein binding
Source: RefSeq, a predicted model, not a curated record
GGUUAUAUCCGGUAAGAUAAGUAAAACACUGUCAGCCGUACUUACCAUUUAUUUCUUUAUAUAAACUACGCUGCAUGCGUUUAUUUAAUUUAAAUAUGUUUAGUUGAAGGUGUAUGUGCAUUUCCUAAAUCUCUAUAUUAUUGACCGGUUAAGUAUUAAACACUCGUAUUUCAGUAAGGUGUGUGUUACUGUGUGGGAUUAGACCGGACGUACAACUUAAAUGCUGUUGCAAGAUUAUACAGUUUUUUUGUCGUCGUCGUAAUUAUGGAUACGAAUUCCGAUUUGGACAUUACUAUGAGAAGUGUGAUGAUGUCACACCAAGGCAUUGUUAACGUAAUGUUUCCUAAGCCAGAAUCUAAACCAGGUCCAAGUGGUGUUCAGGAGCCCAAACGUUUCGUUAAAACAAUGGAUUUUGAUGUGGAGAAUACCGAUUACACCGUGGCCGAGUUCUACGAGCGCUUCGUUCAUGAGCUGCCACAGGUGGUCAUGAUUAGUCAGGGAUUCUUCGGAGACAUCGUGGAGGACACUUUCGAUAGAGAGAUGAUAAUCCGUAUCCAAACGGUAUCCAGGCAACGACGCGUGGUCGCUAGGGCCGAUAUGGGAGAUCAUUCUAAACUUAUUAGCAUACCGCUGACCUACCCUGAGAAAGUCUGCGUCGUGAAGAAAAACAAAUUGAGCAAGGACCAGACGAUAAAAGAGGUCCUAGACGGAUAUAGCCUACCGUGUAACGUGCAGUUUCCCAAGGACAGAACCAUCAGCGUGGGAGGUCAGACCAUAAACACGAACCACAUCCCAAAACUGCAGCUUCAGAAAUCUUUCGAUGAGAUGUACCUCCUGGGAAAUUUCAUUAUGGACGGUGUUAUGGGACCGGAAGUGGUGCACGUACCACUGUAUCUGUCUCAAUUGCGCAUGACCCGCGUAACUGGCCUCAAGAACACAACUCAACAGAAAUGGCGAGGUUACCUGGAGGAGUUGGCGCGUUUUAGUUCUUACUUGAAUUAUGAACAAGAGUACGGGAAUCAAGGCAUUGCCCAAUACGACGCAACAGCGGUGCAUUCAGACACCGUUUACUCCUACGUGGAACCAAGACUUUACUCAAACAUCGCUUCGGUGUUCCAACAUCGUCGCUUGAACCCCAUUGACAACUCAAGCAACAUACAUAAAGACGAGGCCCAACAUGAAGAUAUCAAGUACGAAGAAAUUGGAAUGAAACGCGAGUCCGGGUUAUAUCACGAAAUCGCAGAUCAUCACCAGCCAAGAUUGGCAACGUUUGGAAUUCGUGAUGCCCAUGACAUGUCUCUACAAUCACACAAAGCGCUGGAAGUGCAGCCACAGAAACCUGCUAAUGUAACUCAAGUUCAUAAUCAGAACAAAGACCUAGUAGCAUCGGUAACUGCACAGUCUCUCGGGCAAGCACAUGAAAACCUUAAAUCAACGGGACCAGAAGCCCGUGCAUCUCAGCAACCAAAUAAAAGUCCGGCUCCGGUCCCAACCGUUAGGGUCCAAUCGCCUGUCGGGAUCAAGCCCCGUCGGUCGCCACCGGAGAUUCCAAAGACACAGGAAAGCCCUCAUUUGCCCGAGCGCCUACCGAGGACUCCCUUGCAGACGCUGGCAUCUACAGAACACAAGUUGGCCAUCUCCUCAAAUGACCUUCCGAGGACUAGCAUUCUUCCUUUCCGACGUGAACCGAAGGACGCCAAGGAACGCAAGCAAAUAUGUUCUUCAAAACCAGGUCAGCAAAGCCACACUCUUCAUUUGACUGAAACGUCUGGCCGCGUAAAAGAACAUUUACCAACAGUUUAUGACAGCAUUGAUGUGAAGAAACUGUCAAUUAACGACGUGUGUGGUUAUCUUAAAGUACUGCGGCUGGAAAAAUACGAGUCGAUAUUUCGAGAGGACAUGAUUGACGGCGCGCUCUUGGCUGAACUGUCUAAAGACAAUUUUGAAAAAGAAUUUGGUAUGACGGUACUUGAAGCUGUGAGAAUUUUAAAGUUUGCAAAAGAAGGGCAUUUGCCGAGGUAGACAAUUACAGUUACAAUUUGUGUGUCGCUUGUAAAACCAAGAAACACAUAAAACCAUGUAAGGUUGUUACUAUUCGUUAUGAAAUUUACAGCAAACUUGUAUGUAGGAGUUGCGACCGUUUUCUUUGAUAGAACUUAUAAAACGAUACAGGAAAACUAUUACUUUAAAAUGUAAAAGAUGGAACUGUGCUCGUUUGCUUUUUAAAUUUUGUCGUACCAUAAUGUCCGUUAUAAAUAAUAUUACAAUACUGUUUUGUUUACGAUUGGCGUAUUUAGUUUAGACCCUGUAAAAGUCGUUUAAUCCAACAUAUUGUUUUUGUACAUGUUGCGUAUUAUACCAUUUAAUGGCAUAACUGUUAUAAUUGUCUACUUUACUAUUGCGAAUGUAAUGAAUUAAUUAACCAAACUUUCAAUGCAAAUCAAAAUGUAUUAGAACGUCCGAAACUUCAUGUGUACACAAAAACAAGGCAAGCCUCGCGCUACAUCGGUUCUAAGCCUCGCACGAUAAACUUGCUCUUUAUCCAAACUCACAUAAUUUUCUCUAUAUGUAUUCACCAAAGCAAAACAACUAUUUUAUUAGGCAUUUCGUACUUUCAAUGGUUCGAUUAUCGUGUUGAGAAACAAGAAGAAGAUAUUCGUCAAAUUGUCCUAGAACUACAAUUUUAGACACGGAACACGCUGCCACGUUUAUAACUGCACAAUACGAGGAUACAUCCACAGCGCUGAAAGAGGUCACAAAGCGGAUAAAAACUUUCAAUGAUGUAUGUAACUCACUUGACACUAAGGUGAAAACAUUAAGCAAUGAGAAAUCCAAGACAGAGAACAAGCUCAUAGACCUCGAACUGAAAACCAUGAAAGAUAAUCUGGUAUUUAAUGGCCUCCCGGAAGCAUUGCCAGGUACGCGCGAGAACUGCAAAACAACGGUGCUCAACGCCCAACGCAGCAAAGCCGCGGAGGGGAACCACGUCCGGUUAUUGUAAAAUUUCAUUAUAAUAAACAAAGGGAGAUGGUCCGGAAAUUAUCUUUUGAGGGUCGAAAAGCAACAAACCCUGAAGCAACAGAACAUCGGCAUUGGUGUGCAGCUACCGAAGGAAGUUCGAGAAGCCCGAAAGCCGCUGUAUGACGUCAUGCGCCAAGCAAAAAACUCCAGAAAAGACGCGAGGUUCGUUGGGAAAGAUCUACAGAUAAAUGGCCAGAUCUACAAAGCUGGAAACCAGGAGCGAUCGGCUAACCAAUAGGAGGGUCAAGAUCAGUCCCUUAACAUCGCUGCAUGGAACGUGAAUGGUCUAAAACGGAAGUUAGGGGACGAGGAGUUUAUUAAUUACAUAAACUCGUUUGAUAUUGUGUUCCUAUGUGAAACCUGGAUAGGAAGUGACGCUUGCCUAAAUUUAGAUAUCCAUGGCUAUACAAGUGAACAUAUCUUUGGACAAAAAUCAAAGCAGAAAAGGUUAGGAAGAUGUAGUGGAUGUAUUCCUCUUUACUAUAAAAACUAUCUUAAAGAUAAAAUUCGUAUUGUUGAAAAAAAUAUAAAUGGAUUGCUCUGGAUCAAAUUAGAUAAAAAUGUUUUUUUUUAUCACAACACAGAUGUAUAUUUGGGCCAUGUAUAUAGGUCACCAAAUGUAGAAAAAUGUUUUCGAGCAGAAACCGAUGACUUCGAUUUUUUUGAAUAUUUAAAAUCUUUUAUUUUAAAGUAUGAUAAUUUAGGAUAUGUAUUUAUCACAGGCGACAUGAACAGUAGAACAUCUAAUGAAUGUGAUUAUAUUUUGUUCGACAAAUAUCUAGAUGAGAACCA